AUGAAAUCCCAAAAAUUCAGUGUCGACGGACUGUUUGAUGAUCUGCUGAUGGAGGUGCUUGUGCGGCUUCCGGUGAAGCAAUUAAUUGGAUGCAAAUCAGUGUCCAAAACCUGGCUCUCGGUAAUUACAAGCCCUACUUUCAUUAAAGCUCAUCUCCAUCGAUCAAUCACAGACAAAGGAGAUGAUGAAACUCUAAUUACACAACUUUUUGUUCCAAAAGAAGAUGAAGAAGAAGAUGGCGUCGAUUACUACGGCCCAUUUGGACUCGUCAAGCUUCGUGCUGAGGAAGUUGUGGUCGAUCUCAACUAUCCUUAUUCUCAAGGUGAGUUUUCUUUCCAGCCUCAAGAAGCUGUUUUGGUAGCUUCUGAUUGUGGCAUCGCUUGUGUUUCGAUUUUUGUCAGAACCCCUCAUGAUGAAGGUUAUGAUCAAUUUGUAUUCGAAAAUAAGGUUUAUCUUUGGAACCCUGCCACCAAACAAUCUAAACUCAUUCCGUUACAUGAACAUGAUGGUUUUAGAAGGUGUGUUUUUGGCUUUGGCGUUGAUACUAUGGACUUAGAUUGUAAAAUUGUAAGUGUGGCCUCUCAUUGCACGCCUUUUAGCACAAUUGUCAAUUCUUCCGUCUAUUCUGCAAACAGCAAUUCUUGGCGAAAGAUUGAGGUUGAACCCACUGAUGUUCCAAAAAAGGAGAAGUUCGAUCUAUGCCUCCACGGUUUUAUUCUAUGCAUAGGCUAUAAAGGUUUGAUGGCUUUCAACCUUGAGGCGGAGGCGUUUGUUUGUGGAGUCGAGCUCCCUGUCCAUGGUGAUGGUAAAUCUACCAUCACAGAUGACCUUAACAAUAUUCAAGGUGUUAUCAUCGAAUUCCAUGACUCUAUUGCGGUGAUGACUAUUUCUAACUACGACCAACCGAGUAAUAGAUACUUUAACUUGUGGACAUUAGAUGAUGAAGCAUGUCUUCGUGGUGAUGAAAUUGAGGCAUCAUGGACUAAGAUGCUUAGUAUUGAUGUGGGUCUACCAAUACGUUCUGUACUCGGCUACUAUAACCGUCGUGAUUUUAUGCUAGAAGAUGAAUCGGGUGAAUGGUUUUUGUACAAAUCUGACGAGGAGAAUUACAGAAUUGCCCCAAUCUAUAUGGAUCCACAUCAAGUUUUCAAGUAUGUUGAGAGCCUAAUUCCGAUUCCUGGAUCCAGACAAGUCAGGACCGAUCGUGAAGAAGAUAAUUAG
Messenger RNA from Daucus carota subsp. sativus, 1221 nucleotides. RefSeq lists its product as uncharacterized. Gene Ontology annotation, molecular function: protein binding. NCBI's taxonomy places the organism in Eukaryota, Viridiplantae, Streptophyta, Magnoliopsida, Apiales, Apiaceae. The coding region runs from base 1 to 1221 and encodes 406 amino acids. The transcript has a single exon. The record is from RefSeq and is a predicted model, not a curated record.